AAGACGACAACGGAAGACGAUGCUCUAGGUUCUUUUCCGAUUGACCCAGUUAGCUCCUCACGUUUAGCAUUAGUUUUAAUUAAAUAUCAGUCAUUUAAUGUCAUCCAGUACAAGUGGCUGCUCAUUAUUUAGCACUUUAAUGGGUGGUUUAUACAUUUUGGUACAAAACAAAAGAGCGUUGACAGCAUUAAGUGUAACAAAAUAGAGCAGCUGUUGUUAGCCACUUUGAUUUAGCUGCUAUUAAAAUGAGCUGUCAAAUGGUGGGUGCGUUGUAAAGUUGUUCCUGUGCUUCGGGUUGUCCGUAUAAGCUGGCGUGUUAUCAACGACUGCUGCCUGAUAAACAAGUUCACAGCUAUAUUGGGUCGACUUUGAAGUUACUUUGAUGUUCAGUGUGUUGUGAAGUGACUCUUCAGCCCCAUGUCUGCUGAGGCGUCAGUUGGCAGUCAUGCUGCUGACGCUGCCCAGUUUGCUAUUUACCAGCCUGCCUGCCACAACACAGAUGAGCACAGAAAUCGGGGUCUGCUGGGAAGCAAGUAUGUUAAGUUAAAUGUGGGUGGUUCACUGCAUUAUACAACUGUCCAGACAUUAAGUAAGGAAGACAGUCUGCUGCGGCGCAUGUGCAAUGGAGAAACAGAGGUUACCAUUGAUUCGGAAGGUUGGGUCAUUUUGGACAGAUGUGGCCGGUAUUUUGAUUUGGUUUUAAACUUCCUGCGAGACGGCUCCGUCCCACUUCCAGAGGACCACAGAGAGUUGGAAGAGGUUCUGAAGGAGGCCCAGUAUUAUCAGGUCCAGGGACUCAUCCAGCAUUGUACUAGUGCCAUGCAGAAAAAACAGGAUGUCUUUGAAAGUGUGUGCCGCAUCCCCAUGAUCACCUCAGCCAAAGAAGAACAGAAGAUGAUUGCCACUUGUGGAAAGCCCGUUGUAAAAUUACAGAACAACAGAGGAAACAACAAAUACUCUUACACAAGCAACUCUGACGAUAACCUGCUGAAGAACAUUGAACUCUUUGACAAGCUUGUGCUGCGAUUUAAUGGCCGGGUUUUGUUUGUCAAAGACGUGCUCGGAGAUGAGAUCUGCUGCUGGUCUUUCUAUGGUGAAGGCCGCAAAAUCGCUGAAGUAUGCUGCACCUCCAUUGUCUAUGCUACAGAGAAGAAGCAGACCAAAGUUGAGUUUCCUGAAGCUCGAAUCUUUGAAGAAACCCUCAAUAUCCUCACCUACGAGAAUGGCCGAGGAUCUGGUUCAGGAGGCUUGCACCUUUUAGAUUCAAGAGGGUCCACACUGGGAGCUGGCCAAUCAGAGGAAGAGGGUGCUGUGGGAGGAGACCGACGUGUGAGACGCAUCCAUGUGAGGAGGCAUAUAAUGCAUGAUGAAAGAGGGCACGGCCAGCAAACUGUGUAUAAGGACUAAUAAUGUGAAAACAUAUGUAAUUGUAGGAUCACUCAUAUGUACAUUUUUCAAAGUAACAUCUUAAUGAAAGAAAUGUUGUGGAUCAUAGCAAUAGCAUGAUAGUUAAAGUUGGGGUUUUUUUUUUAGAUGUCACUGCAGAAAUAUAUUGGUUGAUGACUGAUUUGCAACCAUAGUAAGUUGUAUGGAGUUAAAAGAAACGCUUCUGUUUACAAGACAACAAACUGCUAACUUAAUUAAAAUAGGAAAGGAUUAAAACUACCUGGGACAUGAAACUGGCAUGAAUGACUGCAUGCAUAAAGACACCCUUGAUAGUAAAUGAAUAGGUGUCAAAAUCAAGCUCCUAUCCUAAAGGUUGAUUUUAUCCUUAGAGCCGAAUGCCGUCUGUUGACGUAGGUGAUAAUGAUAUGCACUGGCAGCCUCCUCUGUGUUUGACACAGCAGGAAACACUGUGUUUAUUUACAUUGUGAAGUGUCUGUUGCCUUUUUGAUAAAUUGGACUGAGAUUGUGUUGGACAGUGACAAACAGAGUUUAGAUAUGUUAACACUGGAAUCAAUCAACUCAGUAGACUGAGUGAGAGGUUUUCAUGAAUGAGAUUUUUUGAGCAGCUCAUGUUUAUUUAAAUUUUUACUGCUGUUGCUUCGAAAUGUUUUUUUUAAUUAAUUUAUGAAUCUAAUUUAUUGUUUGCUAUUUAACUUGCGUAUUGUGUUCAAUCUUUAUGUAAACUAGUGCUCAAGUGAAUUUUUCAUGUUUUUGGAAUGAUAUGCAUUCUACGGCACACAUCUGUCUUUUAACUUACUCCUGUAAAUGUCUAAAUUGUGAACUUACAUUUCAGUUGUAUGUUUUAAAGAGGAAACGAGAACAUUUCUGUGACACUGUAUUUUAUUCUGAGCCAUAACUUUCACAUUAUGUCUUACACCAAACUUCUGAAAUGUGUUAAAUGUAAUUGGCCAUACAGUGAUGAUAAAAUCAAGUAAUAAUCGAUUGUAUUUAUUUAUUUCUCUCAGGGAGAGCAGUUUUUUAGUCAUCAGUAAGUAAACCAAAUUACUUUGAAUGGUGACCAAAAAAAAAACACUGAAUGAGAGCAAUUUGUAUCUCAGACCCUUUAUAAAAUCACCUUGUAAUACCUUUACUAUAUGCACUAAUAUAACCUCCGUCCAGUAGAGGUCAUGGGAAUGUUCCAAAUAAAUGACUUAUGAAAUCCA
Solea senegalensis (Senegalese sole) is the source of this 2609-nucleotide messenger RNA. It is a transcript of the gene kctd13, whose product is annotated as potassium channel tetramerization domain containing 13. Gene Ontology annotation, molecular function: ubiquitin-protein transferase activity; protein binding. Lineage: Eukaryota; Metazoa; Chordata; Actinopteri; Pleuronectiformes; Soleidae. The transcript has 7 exons. Gene Ontology annotation, biological process: protein ubiquitination; protein homooligomerization; negative regulation of Rho protein signal transduction. Gene Ontology annotation, cellular component: Cul3-RING ubiquitin ligase complex. The record is from RefSeq and is a predicted model, not a curated record. Bases 418 to 1407 code for a protein of 329 amino acids.